AGGCUGGGUGACAGAGCGAGAAGGUGCCGGCGGGAAAAGCGCGCGGGCCGGAGGGUUCCAGAAGUGACUUUACCGAAUGGAUCCCGAGCCCUUUGAAGUCGGACGUGCGGUACGAGAAGCUAUCAACAUCCUUUCCUCUUCCAGGAAUGGAGUCCAGAUCUCAGAGGCGCUUGGCACAAUUAAGUGCUACCUAGGUGGAACUGAAAACGAAGCCCCCCUGAAGGAGAGGGAAGAAUUUACCCGUGUGCAUUUUUCUGCCUUUCUGCGAGGUCUUGUCAGUAACCUGAGUCCAGAUUGGAUAGAACUUCUUACCUCUGAUCAGCAGAAGGAAUUAUGGGAUAGCUUUUUCUUGGAAGGGCCAGCUGACCAAGCCUUUCUGGUUCUGCUGGACUCCAUUAUUUCUAUGGGUCCCAGCUUUCGCCUGAUGAAGGUCAUUAGCAUCCUGGAACAGUUUCUGCAGACAGGACGCAUGUCGGCUCUGAUGUGGGAGGUCUGUCAUCAGCAAGCACAGGCUGGUUUACCCACAUUUCAAGAGACCCUCCUCAACAAGGUUGUGUGUCUGCCUGACCACUUGUGCAAAAAGCUCCAGGGGAAUAACCUGCCUAUAUUCUUCCCACAAAACUAUUUCCCUCUGCUGGCUACUGAAAUCAUCCAGGUGUUGCAGAGGAUCUCUGACUCAUUAAGAGGUGGCUUGGACUGUUCCAUCUCCUUCGUGUCUCAAGUGCUGGGGAAGGUGUGCGUGCAUGGGAGACAAGAAGAGAUUCUGAAUGUGUUGGUGCCACGCCUAAUGGAUCUCACCAAGGUGGACUGCAUCUGGCAGAGGAUGUGCUGGCGACUGGUCGAGUGUGUGCCAGAUCGUUGGAUGGAAGCAGUGGUUUGCGGCUUUGUUCAGAAAGCACCAGGGGCGGAUGUCUUGUCUCGAUUACUGGGGAAUCUGGUUGUGAAAAACAAGAAAGCUCAGUUUGUGGUGACCCAGAAACUACUACUCCUGCAAUACAGCUAUGUGACUGCAGUGCUGCAGAACCUCCUUGGAUACCUGGCCCUAGACAGCCUUCGACGUUCCUUAUUGAUCAAAGUGCUGAAAGAACUCCUGGAGACCUGGGGCAGCAGCAGUGCUGUGAAACACUGUCCAGUUGAGCAACAACUGUAUGUUAGCAAGGCCAUCCUGAUCUGCCUCUCCCACCUGAAGGAGCCUGAAAUAGAGAGCAACGGACAAGAACUUCUCACCAGCAUGAUGGGAGGGAUGAAAUGCCGCCUGGACAGCAACUUGCCACGGGUUCGGCGUCUGGGAAUGAUAGUGGCAGAAAGCAUCAGUUCCAGAAUAACUACAGAUGGGCCCAGCCUGAAAUUCCAGUAUGAAGAUGAUGAUGAGACCAGAGAGCUAAAGUCUCUCCAGCAGACAGCACCACUACAGCUCCCUGUCACUGACCUGCCAAAUGCUGGCAGGAAUAACAGUCCAUCUGCUACACCAAAAGCUGUGUCAAAACCAAGUGGGAACCCACACCCAGCAGCCCCUGCAGUGCCAGAGGAGGGAUCUGACUUGGAGCUUGACAGCGAUGAUGAUCUCGUCCCUUACGACAUGUCAGAAGAUAAAGAGCUGAAGAAGAUGAAAGCUCCUGUCUAUAUCCGAGACUGUAUUGAAGUCCUAACUGGAUCUGAAGACAUGGACAAGUGGGACGCUACAAUGAAGGUUUUGGAGAGUCUGAUUCGAAGGAAUUCAGCUACUACAAGAGAGGUGAGCAUGGAGCUGACUAAAGUACUGCUGCACCUGGAGGAAAAGACCUACAUAGAAGGCUUUGUGGAGCUCCGUAAGAGAGCCCUAGUGGCUGUCACCAUCACAGAUCCAGUACCAGUGGUGCAGUAUCUGACUUCCCAGUUCUAUUCCCUGAACUACAGUCUCUAUCAGCGCAUGGACAUUCUGGAUGUCCUAGCUUUGGCUGCUCAGGAACUCUCUCAGCCUCAGGCCUCUGGGAAAAAUAAGCCCCGCAGCACCCAGAGUCCCUGCAUCCAGACCGUCCCUGGCAGUGACAGCUCCCAGAACUGGAGAAGGUUUGUGGAUGAGAGGAUCCAAAGCAAGACGCGCCGUUUGGCGAAGGGUCAGUCUCUAGUGGAACCGGCUUGUGGCCCAAACAAAUUCAGUUCUUUAGCUGGACAUUUCUUCUUCCCCCUGAUUCAGAACUUUGACAGGCCUCUGGUGACCUUUGACCUUUUGGGAGACGAUCACCUUGUGCUGGGAAGGCUGGCACACACACUGGCAAUCUUGAUGUACUUUGCCAUCCACACUGUGGCAGCUGCUGCCAUGGGAAAGUCACUGCUGGAGUUCGUCUGGACCCUGCGCUUCCACACAGACUCGUAUGUGCGUCAGGGCCUCCUGUCUGCAGUCUCCUCCAUCCUCCUCAGUAUCCCCAGUGAGCGGCUGUUGGAGGACAUGACAGACGAGUUCUUGGAGACCCAGUCCUGGCUGGCAGAUGUAGCAGAGAAGGACCCAGAUGGGGACUGCAGGAGGCUGGCCUGGCAGAACCUACUGCUAAUGGAGAACUUGCUAAAAAAAGUCAGAAGUGUCCCUUCCUAGUUGUAGGGGGAAAUUGAAAACAGAGGUGACCUCCACCUAACACUCUUGCCAGCUGGGUGUUCAUAGGCACUGCUGGGCCCCUUCACCAAUCACCUGGCUGGAGAAGAAAAGGGACAGGGUGUACAGCUAAAGCCAGGGAGCUCAACUUGACACCUGGACUUUGUAGUGGGGGCCAACUUAGUGAGCUAUUUGCUAUCCGGUACAGCGUGUACAGAUGCAGGAAAAUGGACUAGUGCUGCCAUCCUCUCUACACCUCCCCCUCUCCAACACACUCUGCACCAGCUAUUUAUAGCCUUGGCAGAGUUGAAUGUUCAGCUAAAAAUAUAAUGAAGACCUCACAGCAAACUUCUCUUCAGGAAAACAGGAGGAGUGGAUGUGGCCACUUACCUCAUGGGGCUAGCUCCAUGGCAUCCCUGUAGUGAAGGGUUGAGGGUCUCCCAGCAGUCAGCCUUUGGCAGACAAGUUACCAGCCUCCUGGGAGAGAUCAUAGAUGAGGGUUGGAAGAGACCUCAGGAGGUCAUCUAGUCCAACCCUCUGCUCAAAGCAGGACCAACUCCAACUAAAUCAUCCCAGCCAGGGCUUUGUCAAGCUGGGCCUUAAAAACGUCUAAGGAUGGAGAUUCCACCACCUCCCUAGGUAAUCCAUUCCAGUGCUUCACCACCCUCCUAGUGAAAGUGUUUCCUAAUAUCCAACCUAGACCUCCGCCAUUGCAACUUGAGACCAUUGUUCCUUAUGCUGUCAUCUGCCACCACUGAGAACUAGGCUCCAUCCUCUUUGGAACCCCCCUUCAGGUAGUUGAAGGCUGCUAUCAAAUUCCCCCCCUCACUCUUCUCUUCUGCAGACUAAACAAGCCCAGUUCCCUCAGCCUCUCCACGUAAGUCAUGUACCCUAGCCCCCUGAUUAUUUCCGUUGCCCUCCGCUGGACUCUCUCCAAUUUGUCUACAUCCUUUCUGUAGUGGGGGGCCCAAAACCGGAUGCAGUACUCCAGAUGUGGCCUCACCAGUACUGAAUAGAGGGGAAUAAUCACUUCCCUCCAUCUGCUGGCAAUGCUCCUACUAAUGCAGCCUAGUAUGCCGUUAGCCUUUUUGGCAACAAGUGCACACUGCUGACUCCUAUCCAGCUUCUUGUCCACUGUAAUCCCCAGGUCCUUUUCUGCAGAACUGCUGCUUAGACCAGUCAGUUCCCAGCCUGUAGCAGUGCAUGGAAUUCUUCCAUCCUACGUGCAGGACUCUGCACUUGUCUUCGUUGAACCUCAUCAGAUUUCUUUUGGCCCAAUCCUCCAAUUUGUCUAGGUCACUCUGGACCCUAUAUUUACUCUCCAGCAUAUCUAUCACUCCUCCCAGCUUAGUGUCAUCCACGAACUUGCUGAGGAUGCAAUCUAUUCCAUUGUCCAGAUCAUCAUUAAUAAAAAUGUUGAACAAAACGGGCCUGUGGGGCACUCCGCUUGCUACCGGCUGCCAACUAGACAUCAAGCUGUUGAUCACUACCCGUUGAGCCCAACUAUCUAGACAGCUUUCUAUCCACCUUAUAGCCCAUUUAUCCAAUCCAUACUUUUUUUAACUUGGUAGCAAGAAUACUGUGGAUUGAGUGGUUCUUUGAGUGGGAUGGAGUGGUUUUUUGUAGAGGAUGAUUCUGGUCAAGAGUUACACAUUGUGAGCAGCUCCAGUGGACUCCUGCCUACUGAAAAUAUGCAUAACGUUAGAGCAGAGACACUGUCCACCAGGGAUGGUGUGGGGGAGGAAGGGCUCUCUAGUUUCUAGUUACAAGGUGUCUUUUUCCUCAGGUGUGCAUAGUCUUAAUAUGGUUGGAAGCUCUGCAAGCAGAGGAAGGAGACUGAGACUUCACAUGCUGCAGUCUAUACUAGCAUUCUAUUAAAGAGAACCUAUUGCUAAAAGCUGGAGUGUCUUGUUUUUAAAGUG
Emys orbicularis (European pond turtle) is the source of this 4491-nucleotide messenger RNA. RefSeq names its product telomere maintenance 2 (gene TELO2). Gene Ontology annotation, molecular function: Hsp90 protein binding; telomeric repeat DNA binding. The transcript is spliced from 21 exons. The record is from RefSeq and is a predicted model, not a curated record. Gene Ontology annotation, cellular component: cytosol. NCBI's taxonomy places the organism in Eukaryota, Metazoa, Chordata, Testudines, Emydidae. Gene Ontology annotation, biological process: protein stabilization; telomere maintenance via telomerase. The coding region runs from base 77 to 2572 and encodes 831 amino acids.